GAGAAAAAAAAAAAAAAAAGCCUAUCAGCUCUCUCAUUUCCUCCAAAUUCACAAAACUCUUUCCUUUCAUUUCGCUUUGUAAUCUCUGACUCUAAAUUGAGAGAGAUAUUUCAUAGUUCAUAUUUCAAAUUUUCUUUUAAAAAAAAUAUAUAUAUAAAAAGUUGGUUCCGAUUUGUUUGAGUCCAAAACUGUGUGUGUGUGUUUUUUUUUUUUGUGAUUUCGUGUUGUGAAAGUUUCGGAGUUAUGGAGGUUUCGGUGAUUGGAAGCUCUCAGGUUAAGACGGAGUUGGCUUACAGGGAGCUUGGGUUUUGUAAUUUGAAGGGUGGCAAAACUGUAAUUCCUUCGAAGAACAGGGUCUGUUUUGAUCGGAGCACCGAUUGGAGAAAGUCUGGGAUCCGAUUCACUCUCAGGGCUACUGCUGCUAUUCAAUCUGAACCGCUCCGAUCCGAUUCCGUUUCGUGUCGUUCUAGAAGAUCCAAAUCGCAUGAUAAUGUAAGAUUGUUUGUUGGGCUUCCUUUGGAUUCUGUUUCUGACUGCAAUGCAGUAAACCAUGCUAAAGCAAUUGCAGCUGGCCUAAAAGCUUUGAAGCUGUUGGGAGUUGAAGGUGUAGAGCUCCCUGUAUGGUGGGGAAUAGUGGAGAAAGAAGCCAUGGGGAAGUAUGAGUGGUCAGGCUAUCUUGCUCUUGCUGAAAUGGUUCAGAAUGCAGGUCUCAAGCUUCAUGUCUCGCUCUGCUUCCAUGCAUCCAAACAACACAAACUUUCACUCCCUGAGUGGGUAUCCCGGAUUGGUGAAUCUGAACCCAGUAUUUUUUUCACUGAUCGGGCAGGGCAGCAGUACAAAGAGUGUUUAUCACUAGCUGUCGAUGAUCUUCCUGUGCUUGAUGGGAAGACUCCAGUCCAAGUCUACCGUGAAUUUUGUGAGAGCUUUAAGUCUUCUUUCUCAUCUUUCAUGGGCUCCACAAUCACGGGCAUCUCUGUGGGUCUUGGACCAGAUGGUGAGCUCCGAUAUCCUUCACACCAGAGGCUAGUCAAAAGUAAUAAAAUCACAGGGGUUGGAGAAUUCCAGUGUUAUGAUAAAAACAUGCUUAGCAUUCUAAAGCAACAUGCUGAAGCAAAUGGAAAUCCUCUAUGGGGACUCGGUGGUCCUCAUGAUGCCCCCACUUAUAAUGAGUCACCCAACUCGAACAACUUUUUCAGGGACCAUGGUGGAUCAUGGAAGUCUCCAUAUGCUGACUUCUUCCUUUCCUGGUACUCAAGCCAGCUUAUAUCUCAUGGAGAACGUCUCCUCUCUCUUGCAUCUUCAACUUUCAGUGAGACUGCUACUACGGUAUAUGGCAAAGUCCCACUAAUACAUUCUUGGUAUAAAACUCAGUCCCACCCUUCUGAGCUGACAGCUGGGUACUAUAACACAACCACUAGAGACGGUUAUGAAGCGGUUACAGAUAUGUUUGCAAGGACUUCAUGCAAACUGAUGUUGCCUGGAAUGGACUUAUCAGACGAGCACCAGCCCCAUGAAUCUCUCUCAAGUCCUGAGUUAUUACUUGCCCAGAUCAGGACAGCUUGCAGAAAGCACGGUGUUGAGGUCUCUGGACAAAACUCGUCAGCUACAGGGGCUCCUGGUGGCUUUGAGCUGAUAAAGAAGAAUUUGGCGGGCGACAAUGUUGUGGACUUGUUCAUUUACCAGAGAAUGGGAGCGUAUUUUUUCUCUCCAGAGCAUUUUCCUUCAUUCACAAAGUUCGUGCGGAGUCUUAACCAAUCUGAAUUGCAUUCAGAUGAUCUGCCUGAAGAAAAGGAAGAAGCUGCCGACUCUUUGCGUGUAAGUUCAGACUCAGUUGUUCACAUGCAAGAAGCUUAGUAAGAGUUAGAUAUAUAUUCAUGUAAAUAUAUAAUGUUAUCUGUAUCCCUAUAAAUUGUAUUAGAAGAGGUUGUAUUCAACAAAGCUUUCUGAAGAACAGCUAAGCACAUCCUGCUUUACUGAACCAGAAAGCUGUAGUUGUAAUUCUCAAAAAAAAAAAAAAAAAAAAAAGAAAGCUGUAGUUGUAUGUGCAAAUUCAUCUUUAGCUUUUGCUUUCUAAAGGAAGCAGUACCUUAUGUGGCCA
Molecule: messenger RNA, 2098 nt
Organism: Quercus robur (English oak)
Lineage: Eukaryota; Viridiplantae; Streptophyta; Magnoliopsida; Fagales; Fagaceae
Product: inactive beta-amylase 9
Exons: 3
Coding region: 244-1854 (536 amino acids)
Biological process (GO): polysaccharide catabolic process
Molecular function (GO): beta-amylase activity
Source: RefSeq, a predicted model, not a curated record